ACGCCAUAAAGAGAAUGAAAAUGAAUGAGUUCUCUCCCAUGUAUAAAUUUGUCGACAGAUUCUCUUUUUUCUUGCAUCUCAUCGUUUCCAAUUUCCAAUUUCCAUCCUUGUUGUGUUCCUCUCUUUGACUUCCCCAAAACACACGUAUUACGUAUAUACAUAUACUAUUCUCUGUUGUAGAACUUGCUAGAACGUUCAUCGGAGAUGGCCUCGCCGCUGGAAGAGCAGCGAAAUCGAGAGGAUUCGCCGGAGACCAAAGAAAUGUUACAUAAGACGAAACUAAUUCAAUUUUUGGGGAGGAAUACUCCGAUUAUCCUUCAAAACGAUAAUGGACCUUGCCCUCUCCUCGCUAUCUGUAAUGUUCUAUUGUUGAGAAACAAUAUGAAUCUGAGCUCAGAUGUAGGUGAAGUGUCACAGGAGAAAUUGCUUUCACUAGUGGCAGAGAGGUUAAUCGAUUCAAACAGCAAUGUUAAUAAUAAAGAUGCAGGGUAUGUUGAAAAUCAGCAACAAAACAUAGCUGAUGCCAUUGAUUUACUUCCCCGAUUAACAACUGGCAUUGAUGUCAACUUAAAAUUCACAAGAAUUGAUGAUUUUGAGUUCACAAGAGAGUGUGCAAUAUUUGAUUUAUUAGACAUCCCACUUUACCAUGGUUGGAUUGUUGAUCCACAGGAUUUUGAUACUUCUAGUGCGAUUGGGUUAAAGUCGUACAAUACAAUAAUGGGAGAACUCGUUGCCCUUGAAACUCAAAAUGUGGCAAAUGACAUAAAUAACCCUGAAGAAGAUUGUGUUGAUUUUGUAGCUGCAACAACAGCAAGUUUAGGUGUCCCUUCACCAUCCCUUUCCAGAGUUAAAUCUUUUGAUGAUUCUCCCCAUUCUGUUUCUGAUGAGAAAAAGGAAAGAAAAGGUGACCUUCAAGAGGAAGAAGAGCUAUUAAAAGCUUUGCAGCUAUCAGUGACCAACAGUCCAACUACAAUUGAGAGUAAAACUGAUUCCGAUCUCAAAACUCCGGAAUCAGUGAUUCCAGAGAAAGUACAUACUGGUGCUGAACAUGAAAAUGAAAAAGCCUUGAAGCUAUCAGAGACUGAAAGUCUAACUACAGCUGUGAAUGACAUUGAUUCCGAUCCCAAAAAGCCGGAAUCAGUGAUUCCGAAGGAAUUACAUACUGUUCCAAGUCAAGAAGCUUGUUCUUCUUCACAAGGGGAUAAUGAUAAAAUCCAUAAUACUGGAGAUGAAAAGAUACAUCAUGAUGAAUCAGUAAAGGGCAAUGAUGUAAAUGUAGAAGGAAAUGUUGAAAGUGUUGGUGAGACAUUGGAUGAUAUGUCAUCAUGCUUAUCUGCACCUAUUCCAGGUUUAGAAUCAUCAAAGGGCAAUGAUGGAAUUUCCUCAAUUGAUGAGUCAAAGGCGUUGACUUCAAGUGAACCGAUUUAUGAAGGUGAGGAACAUAUACAGGAGACGAGUACUACUGCAAAUUAUGAAAAUGGAGAGCCGAUGUAUGAAGGUGAGGUGGUUUUAGCAGAACAAGUGGACAAGGGCAAAGAUGGAAUUACUCCAAAACAAGGGGAACUGAUCAGGAAUUUUCUCAAGAAUAGUGCUAGUCAGUUGACUAUAUAUGGGUUGUUUUCAUUGCAAGAAGGUCUAAAAGAACGUGAACUUUGUGUGUUUUUCAGGAAUAACCACUUCAACACAAUGUUUAAGUUUGAGGGUGAACUAUACCUUUUAGCUACGGAUCAAGGGUAUAUUAGUCAACAUGAUUUGGUAUGGGAAAAGCUUAAUGAGGUGAAUGGAGAUUCAGUGUUUAUGACUGGUAAUUUUAAGGAAUUCAAUGCUGAAAGUCAGGAAUCCCACUCGUGGGAUGAACAGAAUGCAUUGGCUAAUACAGCUGACUAUCUUGCAAGCAUUGACAAUUCACCACAAGAGAACACGGGUUUUAACUCUGAUCUGCAAUUGGCUAUAGCUCUUCAGCAACAAGAAUUUGAGCAACAGCAACAACAACAACAGCCACCACAACCACAACAACCACGCAAUGACACAGCUGGAGAGUCGGGGUUUGUUACAGGUCCCCAGCAUGUGCAGCCAUCAAGGCCAAAGAGUUCAUCUUCAUCUUCAUCAUCGAAGCAGGAAUCAAAGUCAUCAAAGGAGAAGUGCACUGUGAUGUGAAGAAUUGGAGGUUUGUUUUGUAAAUGUGAAGAAUUGUAAUUUCAACGUGGUUUUAAGUUUUAACAUUUCCAAACAUUCAAAGUUUGAUUUGUUCAUGCAUGUCAUAUAUGAAGAUUAUUUACCUUUUUUCAUUUUGUUGUAAAGGAAGUUUUUCUAACAUAGCUUCUUAGUUUUCUUUAGUGUAAAUUACAUGAAUCGUAC
Lactuca virosa is the source of this 2358-nucleotide messenger RNA. NCBI's taxonomy places the organism in Eukaryota, Viridiplantae, Streptophyta, Magnoliopsida, Asterales, Asteraceae. The record is from the annotation of a GenBank genome assembly.